This is a messenger RNA of Pieris macdunnoughi, 948 nucleotides long. Lineage: Eukaryota; Metazoa; Arthropoda; Insecta; Lepidoptera; Pieridae. The record is from the annotation of a GenBank genome assembly.
AUGAAUGAAAUAAAAUCUCUAGAACACGCAACAUUGAAGGUGCCAUAUGAAGUCUUUAACAAGAAAUACCGCAACACUCAGCGUGUAUUUGAUGUGGAGGCCCGUCAAGUGGUUGCUGCUGUUGGUGAUCUAGAUAAUGCUGUUAAAAGUGGAUCUACAGCUGGUGAAAUCAAUAAUUUGCUUGGUGGAAUGGUUGAAAAACUGACAACAAUGAAGCGUAAAGCAUCAGAUGCAAUAGCAGAGGAAGUGCAAGCAGCUUUUGUUUGUAAGAAACGACUUGAACAUUUGAAAGAGCAAGCAGAGGCUAUUGCUGAACCAAAUUCGCCACAGAAUAAGACGGCGAUGACGCAAUGGCGUAAAGUGCGUUUGGACCGUAUGAUUGUCGAUUACUUCCUAAGGAACGGCUAUUAUGACUCCGCAAGUAAACUGGCUGAUUCUCGUAAUCUUCGCGAUUUGACUAAUGUUGACAUAUACGCGGCAGGUGCAGAGGUGGAACGCGAGUUAUGGGCCCGUCGUACAGCUCGUUGUUUGCAAUGGUGUGCCGAUAAUCGCUCUAAACUGCGCAAACUCAACUCCACUAUGGAGUUUAACACGCGGAUACAGGAGUUCAUAGAGCUGGUGCGUGGAGACCUGCGCCUGGAUGCGGUAAAGUACGCCAAGAAGCAUUUCUCCACUUAUGAUGAUGGACAGCUAGAGGACAUACAGCAUUGUAUGGGAAUGCUCGCUUUUCCCAAGGAUACUGAAGUGGAACCGUAUGCUGGUCUCCUCCGUGCCAGUCGCUGGCAGCAGUUGGUCAGCCAGUUCCGUUGGGAACACGCCAGACUAUUACACCCGGCAAGGCUGCCAGCUCUACCCGUCACCUUGCAGCUGGGUCUUGCUGCGUUGAAUACGCCAUAUCCUUUUUAUAUAUACUUUUUUAUAAAACCAAUGUGCAGGAGACUCACCUGA